CAUUCAGCAAUGCAGUCAGAGAAAAGAUGAAGUAAAUGAUUGUGUUGACAAAACAUUAUAAUUUGACAUACCAUUCUGAAGAAUAACUGCCUUGUGUUUUAGAUAUGUAUUAAAUGUUUGAACUAUUUGAACUAUUUGAAUAAGUUACCCUGUGUUUCCUUUGCAAGUUUACUUCCCCUCCCACCUCCCACCUCUAGCUCAAGUAUAUUCAUCAAAUUGCUGAGUUGGAAAGGUUUGUAAUGAGUUCUUUGAGCUGUAUGUCUUCCUCCCUCCUAUCUCCCCUUAAUCUUCACCUGACAUUAAAUAAAGCAAAUCCCAAACAGAUUAACUGUCAAACAGUUAUGCUCCAUCUAUUCAAUCUGCUUUUAGGUUUUCCAAGGGGGAGUGUGCUGAUUAGGUAAGGAGAUGUCAUGGUCUUCUUCUGUCGAUGUAGGAAGAUAGCAGCUAUGAUCGCCUGAAAAAGCAGAACUACUCAGUGCAAGCAUGGCUUUCGCCCAGUCGCACAUUAUGGCAGCUAGAAGGCAUCAGCACAGUAGACUCAUAAUUGAAGUGGAUGAGUACAGCUCAAACCCCACACAGGCUUUCACGUUCUACAACAUUAACCAGGGACGUUUUCAGCCCCCACAUGUGCAAAUGGUUGAUCCUGUGCCCCAUGAUGCUCCCAAACCUCCAGGAUAUACUCGAUUUGUCUGUAUUUCUGAUACUCACUCAAGAACUGAUCCCAUCCAAAUGCCAUAUGGAGAUGUGUUAAUACAUGCUGGUGAUUUUACUGAGCUGGGACUUCCUAGUGAAGUUAAAAAAUUCAACGAGUGGCUAGGUAGCCUGCCCUAUGAAUACAAGAUUGUGAUAGCAGGAAAUCAUGAAUUGACCUUUGACCAGGAAUUCAUGGCUGACUUAAUCAAGCAGGACUUUUACUAUUUCCCCUCUGUUUCUAAGCUGAAGCCAGAGAGCUAUGAAAAUGUACAGUCUCUUCUAACAAACUGCAUCUAUCUUCAAGACUCUGAAGUGACGGUGAGGGGAUUCAGAAUAUAUGGCUCCCCUUGGCAACCUUGGUUUUAUGGCUGGGGCUUUAAUCUUCCACGAGGCCAAGCACUAUUAGAGAAAUGGAACCUUAUUCCAGAUGGAAUAGAUAUUCUUAUUACACAUGGACCACCUCUCGGUUUUCUAGACUGGGUUCCUAAGAAAAUGCAACGAGUAGGAUGUGUUGAGCUGCUGAACACAGUCCAGAGACGAAUACAGCCGAGGCUGCAUGUUUUUGGACAUAUCCAUGAAGGUUAUGGCGUAAUGGCUGAUGGAACUACUACCUAUGUGAAUGCAUCUGUGUGCACUGUGAAUUACCAGCCUCUUAACCCACCUAUAGUUAUUGAUUUACCUACGCCAAGGAACACAUGAUUAUUACAAGGGUUUAAUGUCAUGCUCCACAUAUUAGCAACUUUAUAUUGCUGGCUGAGAAUCCCAGUAGGGAACUAUUCAACAAAAAAGCAAAACUUUCUUCUUUUUUUCCCUGUUAGUUCUUCAGACAUAAAUUUGAGUGACAAAAACGGAUGAGGAACAAAGACAUUUUGGUGCCAUUAUCUGCCAGAAGCAGAUUAAGACUUUAACAUUUCACCAUUAAAAUGUUUGUGAACACAGAAAAGUGAAUGCAUUCCACACACACACACACAUAUAUAUAUAUGCAUAUAUAUAUAUAUCAAGUAGGGACUUUUGUAUAUACCAUGCAUUAUACUGGACUUAUUAAAAGAAUAAUGUCUUUCAAA
Molecule: messenger RNA, 1757 nt
Organism: Rhea pennata
Lineage: Eukaryota; Metazoa; Chordata; Aves; Rheiformes; Rheidae
Gene: MPPED1
Product: metallophosphoesterase domain containing 1
Exons: 6
Coding region: 484-1392 (302 amino acids)
Molecular function (GO): hydrolase activity
Source: RefSeq, a predicted model, not a curated record